AUCCUUGUGCAAUACCACAACUUUAUAGUGUUCUCUCAGCUAGUCAACUUUUUAUAGUAAUAUUUCCGAAAUAUAAUAAUAUUUGCCACACAAAUUCGUUAUUAUUUUAAAAAGGAAAUAUUAAUCGAUGAAAAAUAUAUGAACGAUGUGACUGCGAUCAUCGUUUACUUAAUUUCAAAAUGUUCGUCCAAAACCCGAUGGCGGAAUUAAAACAGUAUGGUUACAGUUCGGAACCUUACCUGAUAAUAGCAACUGCCCUUUAUACAGCAUCCCUGGCGGUAUCUAGUACGUUGAAAAGAUCCUGUGAGCCAAUAAUUCCGUUCGGAGAAUGUCUAGUUGGUGUUUACGAAAAUCAACACUAUGCACAUUCGCUUAUUAAUAUCUCACAGUAUUUGAUUUCUUUCAUAGUUGUAUUACUAGCAGGUGCAUGGAGUGACAAUCAUGGAAGAAGACGUAGACCUUUGAUUUUCCUACCAAUUAUUGCACAGAUUUUAACAGAUAGUUUAUACAUUGUGUUUUACUAUUGGCACUGGCCAUCGGCAUUUGAUUUAAUCAUGAAAUGUUUGAAAUGGAUAAUACCUGCAUUUUACGUUGGUCGAAAUAUGUUCUGGGUCGGUGUAAUGUCAUAUGUAUCGGAAAAUUCAACUAUUGAAUCAAGAACUUUGAAACAUGGAAUAAUAAUUGCAACUUAUCCUUUAAGUUUAUUAGUGGGCGCUGGUAUAGUUGCACUAAUAAAAAUCGUCAUUCCAUAUUAUUCUCAAGAUCACGUAUUGUUUUUGGUAACAAUAUUAUUAAAUUUGAUUGCGUUAAUGGUUGUACAUUUGUAUAUUAAAGACACAUCUGACUCGUAUGAUAAAGACAUUAGGUGGCAGAAACCAAAAUAUAUUCUAAAAGAGUUUAUCAGUUUAUUUAAAAAUAAAUCAAUGAGUUUAGCUAUUAUAUUAGCCGUACUGAUUAUAUGCCAAUCAAUAUUAGUAACAAGAAUAGGAUGUGAUUAUGGUUUAUUAAUGGAGUAUAUUGAAAAUAAUUGGCGUAAUGACGAGGAAGUUUAUUUUAGUAUUUCAAGAACGUUGGCCAUAUUUUUUGGAAUUGUGUUUUCGGUUUCUGUUCUAAGCCAUUGUAUGAAAAUAAAUGAUUUAAAAAUUGGCAUUUUAUCUUGCUGCUUUUAUAUUGCAGCUGCUAUUUGCUACAUUUUUCCAGUUCUAAUUUGGCAAAUCAUUAUGAUUACAAUUAUUUAUUUAUGCCACGGAACAGCUGUUACUAUUAUUAGUUCAUUAGUAUCUAAAUUAGUGGCGACCGAACAACUAGGUCGAAUAAAUUCCAUUCAAAUGUGUAUGAACUCGUUAUUGACUGUUGUUGUAGUUACGUCUUAUAAAUCCGCAUUUGGUUACAUUCAUUUUACUAAAUCUGGACAUUUGUGUUUGAUGGCUUUCUUGUAUAUAUUUUUAACCCUACCCAUAUUAUCUAUGUUUAUGAUUUUGCAUUCUAAGUACAAAGAUUUCUGGCAAAAUGAUACCAUAGCAGUAAAUCAAAAAAAUGUAUAUACUAUAAGUCAAUAAUGUUUUAAUGUUAUUUUAUUUUUUAUUUAUAUAAUUUGUAUUUGUAUUUUGUGUACAUUUAAUACAUAUAAAUGUCAUUAAUUUAAUUUUUUAAAUAGAGGAAAUAUUAUAUUA
Molecule: messenger RNA, 1673 nt
Organism: Aphis gossypii (cotton aphid)
Lineage: Eukaryota; Metazoa; Arthropoda; Insecta; Hemiptera; Aphididae
Exons: 8
Coding region: 180-1559 (459 amino acids)
Biological process (GO): transmembrane transport
Cellular component (GO): membrane
Molecular function (GO): transmembrane transporter activity
Source: RefSeq, a predicted model, not a curated record